Rhopalosiphum padi (bird cherry-oat aphid) is the source of this 2133-nucleotide messenger RNA. RefSeq lists its product as uncharacterized. The record is from RefSeq and is a predicted model, not a curated record. Lineage: Eukaryota; Metazoa; Arthropoda; Insecta; Hemiptera; Aphididae.
GACGUAACGUACCCCCCUCACUCACACCCUCACCCACAGCCGCCGCCGUCAAACGAUCGCGUACGUGUGCGACAUACGUUUUCAGUUAUCACAUGUUAUCAAUAAUUUAUUUUUAUCAGUUAUCACACAUUAUUUUUUUUAUCAGUUAUCACACAUUAUUUUUAUCAGUUAUCACACAUUAUUUUUAUCAGUUAAUAACUUAUUUUUAUCAGUUAUCAUAUAUUUAAAAAUAUAAUAUUAUGGGUUAGAAUCGAAUCGUGAGGGUAACAUUGUAUAUAUAUAUUUAAGUACAUGCUAAAUAAUAUACAUAAUCAUAUGAAUAUUCUCACAACGUAAAGUUCCCUCUUAUAUACUUGGGGAAAUAAUAUACAAAAAUGUACAUUAAGCCUUGAUACAUAGAUACGAUCUGCUUAUUGUCCCCGACCGGCCACCCACUAAUAAUAUUAAAAUGCCUAUUAGUGAAUAACACACACACACACACACACACAUUAAUAACUGAUAUACUUUUGUGUCUAAAAUUCCAUAUUCUCUCAUGUCGUCAGGAUGACGCCGACUCAUAAUGUAUAUCCUUAAACCAUCACAGAUCCAUAUUCAAUUCAUCGAUAAUCACACAAUACCUUGCAAAAACUCUACCGUCGCCACCCCCUACGUUUGGCGUCGGGUUGACAAUAAGAUACACCUUAUUUAAUAAACUAAAUGACUCUAUAGAAAUUCACACUAACUGCUCGUCUUUAUAUAUAUAUAUAUAUUCUGAAAGAGGCAACAGUUCUUCAGUACGUUUUAAGCCGUUGUACACACAUCGUCUUCGAGUAUUUUUGAGUGUUUUUAAACGUUUAUACUUUUUUUUUUUUUUUUGUUUUACCUUAAAAAUUAACAACAUGUUUAAUUGUGAUCAGUGCUCGUUGAUGUUCACGCGUAAAGACAGUUUGCUCAGACACAAAAUCAUACACCGAGGAAUUCGUUUUCCGUGCUCUGUAUGCAUCAGGACAUUCAGUCUCAUGUCAAGUCUUAAGAGGCAUGAGAAAAAUUCUCAUGGCAUCGUUCCGGCUCAUCGUCAGCCUGCACCGAUUGUUGCUCAACCUACUCGACAGAGCGUUAUACAGUUUGCGCCUAGCGUUGCUCCACAGGGAGACUUACAGAUUGCCCCUCAAAUUUUCGUCCCCGAUAUCCCGGCCGGUGGUUCGAACAUGUUAUCCGAGGACGAGAUUUGCAUGGCAGCUAUGGACGCAUUUGAAAAUGAAAAAGUUCAAGACGAUAAUACAGACUCGUAUACAACUACGGGUGUAAACGGCAAACGAGUUUCCACCGCCAACACCACGUCGGUUGCUAGAGCAAAAAAAGCGCGCAUGGAUAUGGUGAAAUCACCCGGGUUAGUUGAAAUUUUAUCGUCAGCGGGUCGAAAAAUCGUUUGGUAUUUCGCCAAAAAUUUGAAUAAUGUUAAAAAUUAUACCGACUUUCUACGUCCUCUUGCACCGGUUUUGUCAGACAUGCUGAAAAAUCAUGUUUUGAGACACUCAAUAAAAUUUAGUUUGAAGCUGGAGGCUACGUAUAACCGACCAAACGUACCUAAUUCAUCUGAAAAUAGAGCGUUUCAAACAUCAGCAGUUGAAGUUUUUUCGGGUAGUAAUAUUGCUGAGAUUAUUGAAAGGGCUUUUAUAAAGUUAUUGAGCGAAGAAGAAGCUUAUACUAGCAGAGGAAGCGGGUUUACCCUGGAGUCCAUAGAUGGGCUAUUGUUGGCCGUGUACAAAUACACGCCGAUGGGCGGGUCGUCAUACAUACCACUGCCUGCGUAUAUCGAAGGAAAACGGGGCACAAUAAAUCCUCAGAAUGUAGACCAACAGUGUUUCAAGUGGGCUAUAUUAGCCAAGCAUGUGACGGGGGAAAAUAAAUUUCGUAUCGGUGAGAAUUAUAAACAACACGAUGACAAAUACUUUCAAUGGUAUAUCGUUCCCAACGCCAUUAUCCGACGUUCAGAAAUUCGAAUAUAAUAACCCGACUGUCUCUGUGAAUGUGUAUGGGUUAGACAAAAAGUUCCAGCCACCGCGUAAAUAUCCGACGUACGAGGUAUACCCGCUACGUGUCGUUGAUGAGGAGAAAGCCGACCACUUUGAUCUGUUGUUGGUAGCAAAUGAA